AUGGAACUCAAUGUUUUUGGAUUGGAAGUUAUUGUAAAACCUUAGAAUAUUCAGAUGCUUCUAUAAAUUAUUAUAGAGAUAAUAUUUAAUGUAAUAAAUGGUUAUAGCAUUGUAUUUAUAAUUCAGUACUUGGAGGAUAUAUGGAUCGACCUAAUCCACUUGUUUGCACAUCUUCUCCAAAUAAUAGUAUGUACAAUGUACAAUAAUCAUGAAAAAUGUUUCGCUUGGAAUCCUUAUUGCACUGUGGUUUCUUCUAUUUAAGCUGAAGGAUGUGAAUUAAAGAAAACAAACUGUAAUGAAUAUAUUAAAAAAAGAAAUUAUCAAACAAAUUUGAGUGGUUAAUAUUGUUAUUGGGAUGAUUUUGAAGGAAAAUAUAAAAAUGAAGAUAACGAUAAAUAAAAGAGUCUUAGGAAAUUUAUCUCAUUAAGAUUGUGAAGAUUUUCUACCUAAAUGUACAAUAAAUAACAUUUCUAGAAAUUGUGAAUAUCUUCAAAAUUAUUGUUCCAAGUAUUCAUAUGAAUAGCAUUGUGUAAUCGCUAACGAAUAAUAACCUUGUAAAUGGGACAAUUACAAUUAGAAAUGUUUAGACGUAGAAUGCAUAGAUAAUUCCACUGCGUAGACUGAAAGUGAAUGUUUAAAUUUUAGGAGAUUUUUCUAGUGUCAACUAAAGAUUAAUUCAAAUGGAUCUUAUGGACCUAGUUGUGAUAAGAGACCCUCAAGUUUUACUUUAAUUACAAAUUCUACAAUUUGUAACUUAACUUUAACCACAUACAAUGAAAGAUGCUAUUAUUUUAAUUCUUUAUGUUAGACUUAUACUAAUAUUUAUGAAAUCAGUAUACUACCUUAUAACUGUUUAUCUAUCACAAAUAGUAAAAGUGAUGCAUUUUGUUAAUUAUUCAAUAGCCUCUGCAUGCUAUAAUCAAGUGGGUUAGGAUGCUAUUUUAUUAAUAGUUGUUCAGACUUAUCAGAGAGAACUUGAAAUAAUGCUGUUAUAUAAUAUAAUUUAAAGUGUAACUAUUAUAUUUCGUGUAGAAGGGACUUAUAUUGCUCUGAUAAAUAUUACUCUUCACUCAUUUGUGAUGGCAAAAAGACUCAAUUAGGAUAAUUAUAUAGUUUUAAUUAUUCCAAUUAUACAUGCAUUGAAAAAAUAUUAUAAAAUGUAUUAACCUUUUCUUCGACAUCUAAUAAUAUCAAGAAAGAAACAAUGUCAGAAUUAUUCAUCGACGUAUAAAUAUGAUACAACUUUAAUGAAAUGUGUAUAAAUUGCAUCCUGCAGUCAAUAAUAUGCUGAAAAAUAAAUCUGUAACUUAUCAGUUGCUAAAUCUGAUGUAAAUUAAUUCUAUAAAUGUGGAUUUAAUUCUCAGACCUAUAUACAUGUACAUCAACUGUUACAGCUAAAAUUUGUUAUGGCUGGCAUUAUAAUUGUGGUGUAAAACUUUCACAAAUUAUGUAAAUUGCCAAGUUAACACAACUGCUAUUUCAAAUUACGAUUGCUUAUUAAUAAACGCUUAAUCCUGCAGAUUAAAUUAUACUAAAGGGCAAGGAUGCUCUUUUAGAAAUUGUUCAGACAUUAAAGAAUCAACAAUCUGUAUAUUUAAUUACUUGAGAAUUUAAUUAUAAUUCUACUAGCCUGA
Messenger RNA from Paramecium sonneborni, 1634 nucleotides. The record is from the annotation of a GenBank genome assembly. NCBI's taxonomy places the organism in Eukaryota, Ciliophora, Oligohymenophorea, Peniculida, Parameciidae.